UUCUUUCUUAAGGAAGGAGCUCGUCGGAGGAAGCCAGAGAAAGCAGCGCAAGAAUGCCCUAAGGGCAGGGGGUUGGUGCCGCGCUGCCGUAGAGUCGGCGAAGGCGAAGCGCCUCUCUGGAAGCUGCCCAUCGUCCGCUGCCUGCCGCGCGUCCCGCCCGAGCUUGUCAAUGGAGCUGGAGAACAUAGUGGCCAACACGGUUUUGCUCAAAGCCAGAGAAGGAGGUGGAGGAAAGCGUAAAGGUAAAAGCAAAAAAUGGAAGGAAAUCCUGAAGUUUCCUCAUAUUAGCCAGUGUGAAGAUCUUCGAAGAACAAUAGAGAGAGAUUAUUACAGUUUAUGUGACAAGCAACCAAUAGGAAGAUUUCUCUUUCGGCAGUUCUGCGAGACUCGCCUGGAGCUCGAAUGCUGUAUUAAGUUUCUUGAUUCGGUGGCAGAAUAUGAACUACUUCCAGAUGAAAAAUUGGGAGAGAAAGGCAAAGAAAUUGUGAUGAAAUACCUCAUCCCAGGGUCUGCAGUUUAUGUAGCAGAAGCCAGUCAAGAUCUUGUACAGCAGAUAAAAGAAAAACUUGAAAACAGCCCAUGCAAAGAGCUGUUCUCACCCUGUGUAAAGUCGGUUCAUGAGUACCUAAGUGGAGAACCUUUUCAAGAAUACUCAGACAGCAUGUAUUUUGACAGAUUUCUCCAAUGGAAAUGGCUAGAAAGACAACCAGUAACAAAAAACACAUUUAGGCAAUACAGGGUAUUAGGAAAAGGUGGCUUUGGAGAGGUAUGCGCCUGCCAAGUACGAGCAACUGGGAAAAUGUAUGCAUGCAAAAGAUUAGAGAAAAAAAGAAUAAAGAAGAGGAAAGGUGAAUCCAUGGCCCUAAAUGAAAAGCAGAUUCUAGAAAAAGUCAAUAGUCAGUUUGUAGUCAAUCUAGCCUAUGCCUAUGAAACAAAGGACGCACUCUGCCUAGUUCUAACCAUAAUGAAUGGGGGAGACCUGAAAUUCCAUAUCUACAAUAUGGGAAACCCAGGCUUUGAAGAAGAAAGAGCUUUGUUUUAUGCUGCAGAGAUUCUUUGUGGCUUAGAAGACCUACACAGGGAAAACACUGUGUACAGAGAUUUGAAGCCAGAAAAUAUCCUGUUAGAUGAUUAUGGCCACAUCAGAAUAUCUGAUUUGGGUUUAGCUGUUAAAAUUCCUGAGGGUGACUCCAUCCGUGGACGAGUAGGAACAGUUGGUUAUAUGGCUCCAGAAGUCUUGAAUAACCAACGAUAUACCCUUAGCCCUGAUUACUGGGGAUUAGGCUGCUUAAUCUAUGAAAUGAUUGCAGGACAGUCACCGUUUCGAGGAAGGAAAGAGAAGGUGAAGCGGGAAGAAGUAGACAGGAGAGUCUUGGAGAUAGAAGAGGUGUAUUCCCAUAAAUUCUCUGAAGAGGCAAAGUCUAUCUGCAAAAUGCUACUGAGCAAAGAUGUGAAACAGAGGCUGGGAUGUCAGGACGGCAUAGCUGAAGUAAAGAGCCACCCAUUUUUCAAGAGCAUGAAUUUCAAACGUCUCCAAGCUGGAAUGCUGGAGCCUCCUUUCGUCCCUGAUCCGAGAGCAGUGUACUGCAAAGAUGUGUUGGACAUUGAGCAGUUUUCCACUGUCAAGGGAGUGAACCUGGACCAAACAGAUGAUGAUUUUUAUUCCAAGUUUUCUACAGGCUCUGUAUCUAUCCCAUGGCAAAAUGAGAUGAUAGAAACAGAAUGUUUUAAAGAACUAAACGUAUUUGGACCAAAUGGUACUAUCUCACCAGACCUUAACAAAAACUAUCCUCCAGAACCACCGAAGAAAGGUUUGCUGCAUCGAAUAUUUAAACGUCAGCAUCAGAACAAUUCCAAGAGCUCUCCAAACUCAAAGACCAAUUUAAAUCAUCACAUAAACUCCAAUCACGUCAGUUCAAACUCUACUGGGAGCAGUUAGCUUUUUCUGGCCUAUGGAUAUUACAUUCUUCCACUGAUAGAGUAUCAAGCAUCAAGGAUGAGAAAAGCACCUACCAUCGAGCUAGAAGAUCAACAGUUUCUAACCACGGAAGGUUUUUCCCUGCUGUCUGUUCCUUCUAGGGAAGCUUCCCAUUUUAUGAAGAUAUUUACUCUCAGGUCUGUUUUGGGGGGUGGAACUUGAGGUCUUAUGACUCAACAUUGUAGGAUACUGCAAUA
Molecule: messenger RNA, 2175 nt
Organism: Notechis scutatus (mainland tiger snake)
Lineage: Eukaryota; Metazoa; Chordata; Lepidosauria; Squamata; Elapidae
Gene: GRK5
Product: G protein-coupled receptor kinase 5
Biological process (GO): protein phosphorylation; regulation of signal transduction; signal transduction
Cellular component (GO): cytoplasm
Molecular function (GO): G protein-coupled receptor kinase activity; ATP binding
Source: RefSeq, a predicted model, not a curated record